UCUUCUUCACACUACUACUGCUACCUCUCUCUCUCUCUCUCUCUCUCUCUCUCCGUUCGCCAUUAAGAGAGCUCUCUUCCUCGUCGCAAAUGGGGGAAUGAUAAUCGUCGAUCGCGUCAAAAAAAGGCGCCUCCUCGCUCCGAUCUCUCUCGCGGCGAUGAGAAUUUGAGCUCGUUCGAUCCGCUCGGCGUUUAAAGGUUUCGAAAUUACCAAUCGCUGAGCUCAGUAUUCGAGCUCAACUUUUGAGCUUACUUCGAUUUGGGAACUUGUUUAGUCGCUACUUCAAUUUCGGAAAGGUUGAUUUAGGGUUCGUAAAUUUCUAGGGUUUCAGUGUUCAAUAAGAGCACAAUGUCGAUGCCCAACGCAUGCCUGAGCGGCUCCGCCUCGCCGACGGUGAACGUGGGGCCCGCCGCCGCCGCCACGCGGCGGUCUCUGGGGGUGAUUGGGGAUAGGAGGCCCACGUUGGGCCAACGGGGCCCCACCGAGGUGCCCACGGAGAGGCCCAUCGAGGGGCCCACGGGGAGGCCCAUCGAAGGGCCCACGGGGAGGAGGUCGAGGUUGGGGGUGAUUGGAGAUGGGAGGAGGCCGAAGAACAGUGCAGAGGAGGUGGAGAGGUUGCAGAGCUCUACUGAUAUUUUGCAGACUAUAACUGAACCACCAUGUCACACUUCAUCUGUUUGGGUACCUGGUCAUCAUUACUUAGCAGGUUUUACAAUUAGUACCCCUGAGAAGAAUGUAAUUAGUUCACCAUCCUCCAAUAACGCCUCCUCAAGUGAUGCUAAAUCUGAUGAGUUUUUAGCUUCCUUAUCUGGCAUUAACUCAUCGGCUUCCGGUGUAUUACAUGGUGAGAAAAUUCCUCAACUGAAGCUUCAAGGAAAAAAUGCCUCCUCAAGUAAUGCUAAAUCUGAUGAAUUUUUAGCUUCUUUAUCUGGCAUUAACUUGUCGACUUUUGGUGUAUUAAAUGGUAAGAAAAUUCCCCAAGUAAAGCUUCAAGGAAAAAUAAAUGAUGAUCACAAUUUUGUUUGUGACUCAAAAGAUGGGCAAAACCAUACCAAGAAACAUUCUUUAUUGGAGAACUUUGACUCAAAAGAUUCAGGAGAUCUAAGACAAUCUUUCCGUAAUGGUCCCCGAAAUUUGUCUGUUUUGUAUGACGAUGCAGCUGUUCCAACUUCUAUUGCAUCUUUUAGUUUCCGUAUGUUCGAAGGCAUUUUUACUCCACCAACCUUAAAUGCAAGAGAACUAGAAUAUCUUAAUCGGCUCCGGUAUCAAUCCAAAGCCGACCCACUUUUGAUAUUGUACUUGAAGGCAGUCGACUGCAUAGCACAAGCUGAAGCAUGUUGUAGUAAUCCUUCACUCCAAAUUGCUUCUCGGGGAAGCACUUCUUGCAAAGUAGUUGGGGCCAAGGGACUGCAAAAGCAGUAUGAGAGGCCACUUUCAAAAAACCCAGAGUAUGUUCCACCACUUCUAGAGGAAUUCAAGAACAACAGAAACAGAAUAUUUCAUCUCUCUGAUAUUUUCGGUCAUAUUGUUGUGUUCAGUGUUGACCAGCUAGGCAGCCGUUUUAUUCAGCAGAAGCUCGACACAGCAAGUGCUGAAGAAAGAGAUUGUGUAUUUGAAGAAGUCUUGCCUCAUGCUUUCUCUCUGAUGAAUGAUGCAUUUGGAAAUUAUGUGGUCCAGAAGUUCUUUGACUAUGGAAAUCCAGCUCAAAUAAAGGAGUUAACUAGCCUUAUACAUGGAAAUGUGUUGCGUCUCAGCUUCAACACAUAUGGCUGCCGAGUGGUUCAGACGGCACUUGAUGUUGUCGAUCUGGAAGUGAAAUUAAAAUUGGCUAUGGAACUCGAUGGCCAUGUCAUGGAAUGUGUAAAUGACCAAAAUGGAAGCCAUGUCGUUCAGAAAUGUGUUGAGUGCUUGCCACAUCAUAUGAUUCAGUUUAUUAUCUCAUGUUUCUACGAUAAAGUUGUUCCGAUGUGCAUUGAUCAAUAUGGAUGCCAUGUCAUUAAGAAAAUACUGGAAUACUGUGAUGAUCUUAAAACUCAGCAAAUCUUGAUGAGAGAAAUUUUGAAGUCUGUUUGUCUAUUGGCGAACCACCAGUAUGGAAAUUAUGUUGUUCAGUAUGUUUUGGAGAAUGGAAAUCGAGACGUGCAAUCUUUCAUCAUCAGGAAAUUAGCUGGGCAGAUAGUUGAGAUGAGCAAAGAGAAGUUCGCUUCAAAUGUCAUCGAGAAAUGCUUACUUUGUAGUGGGCCUGAGGACCGCCAAAUUCUGAUAAAUGUGAUUCUAGGCACCACUGAUGCGAAUGAGCCUCUUAAGGAAAUGAUGACGGACCAGUUUGGUAACUAUGUUGUGCAGAAAGUUUUAGAGACGUGCAAUGAUCAGCAACGCGAGCUGAUCCUCUCACGAAUAAAAGCCCACUUAAAUGCACUUAAGGAACUUACUUAUGGAAAGCAUAUAGUCUCCCGUGUAGAGGAACUCAUCGCAACUGGGGAAAGGAGACGUGGGGCGUCAAAUGCUUCUUAGAUGGCAUCAAAGUGGAAGUGUACAGCUGACGAAGGCUUCUCCCUUGAUUACGGCUGGUAAAAGCUAUUUGGAAAUAAGCUUGUUUAAACUUGUACAUAAUGUGGUUCUUAAUUUGUAGCAAAUUAUGCAAACUAAGGCGUCUUAAGGCUGUAAAGUGAUGGUAAGAACUAUGAAAAUAUGAGCGACUGAAUAGUACUGUAUUUUCGUGCUAAUUGAUCCAGUUAUUUCUCCAGUUUCAGUUUGUUUCUACCAUGCUGCAGUUGUUCAGAUUUGGAUCAAAUGUAUUUGAUAUUUCAAACCUAGUCUCAGUACUUCUUCAGUCGGAAACUUUUUCAGUUCGACUAUGUUUUCUUCGUUUGUGCAUUUUAGUUUUAGCAAACAGAUCAGCUUCAAAUUUUGCUGCAGCAAGAAGCAGAAAUGAUUAAGCUUUCUAAGUAUGAGCUCCAAUGUAGGGCUUUUGAA
Messenger RNA from Ananas comosus (pineapple), 2976 nucleotides. Its product is annotated as pumilio homolog 2-like. Gene Ontology annotation, cellular component: cytoplasm. The transcript has 10 exons. The record is from RefSeq and is a predicted model, not a curated record. Gene Ontology annotation, biological process: post-transcriptional regulation of gene expression. Bases 349 to 2514 code for a protein of 721 amino acids. NCBI's taxonomy places the organism in Eukaryota, Viridiplantae, Streptophyta, Magnoliopsida, Poales, Bromeliaceae. Gene Ontology annotation, molecular function: mRNA binding.